Miscanthus lutarioriparius is the source of this 246-nucleotide messenger RNA. Lineage: Eukaryota; Viridiplantae; Streptophyta; Magnoliopsida; Poales; Poaceae. The record is from the annotation of a GenBank genome assembly.
AUGAAGACCACUGCUACUUCCGCGACCGUCCUUCUCACUAUUGCACUCCUUUGCGGUGCUCUCCUCGUCUCUGCUGCAGAUGCUGCAAGGCAGCUACCAGAAGAAGGCCGGGUUGAGAGCCAAGACGCAGCAGCGGCGGCGACGGCGUACACGACCAUGCCAGAGAGGGCAUGGUCGAAGACGACGGCCAUGGCGUGGACGCAGCAGCUCCCCUCAGGACCAAGCCCCAGGGGUCCUGGCCACUAG